UUUGUACUCGCAGUGCGUGUCGCUAGGUCGUCGCUGGUCGCUUAUCGCUCAUACGCCCCAUGCUUUGGAUAUAACUUCACCGUUAAACCGAGAAAUUUCGGAAUGCGAAAAAAGUUUCGGAAAGCAAAAGUUCAAAGCAAAUAAAAAAAAGUUCAAGCCGGGGCUUUAAGGCCAGCUCAUCGCAUUUGUCGAGCGGAAAUAAGUGUUAAUUAAAAAAAAAUCAGCUGCAAAAGAUGGCCACAACCUGCAUGCCGCAUUUCACGGAAUAUUUUCAAACCACCACCCAGUCAGAGUUAACAACAAAUGAAAGUGCCAACAGCAGAAGCAGCAGCAGCAGCAGUGGCUGUAGAGAACCGUCCAAAACCAGUGGCUUCUUCUACAGCGCCAGCACACAUUACCAGAGCAAAGUGCAGCAGCUAAUCAGCUUCAGCUUCACCUCAUCGUUCCACCUGCUCUUCAUCACCUGCAUACUGAGCAUCAGCAAAUUCUGCAAUGCGGCGGCGGUAAAUGCCGCCCAUGUGACCGCUGCCACGCCCACUGCCAGCGAGAUAAUGCACAAUCUGAGCGGAUCGGCGCUGCUAGAGCGUCUGAAAGCCAGUACUCUGGGACCCACCCUCGAUCAGCUGAAGCAUCUGGCUCCUGCGGCAGCCAACAGCAUUAGUCCUGGUACAGGAUCUGGCAUGGGAAUCGGGAUGGGACACUUUGGCAGUUCCAUUAAUUCGGUGCUAAACGGAAAUCCUUUAAAGUUCUUGAAUGUGUCAGGAAAAAUCGGCACUCCUUUGGACAUAUCUCUCGGUCUGAGCAACUACUGCGAUGAGAAGCAGUUCCAGUGCUCCACCGGCGAAUGUAUCCCCAUACGGUUCGUGUGCGAUGGCUCCUCGGAUUGCCCGGACCACAGUGAUGAGCGGCUGGAGGAGUGCAAGUUUACAGAAUCAACUUGCAGCCAGGAACAAUUCCGCUGCGGCAACGGAAAGUGCAUUCCGCGAAGAUGGGUCUGCGAUCGGGAAAACGACUGCGCCGAUGGAAGCGAUGAAUCGACGUCCCAGUGCCGAAGCCACACAUGUUCGCCCGAGGAGUUUGCCUGCAAGUCGGGCGAGGGCGAGUGCAUUCCCUUGUCCUGGAUGUGCGAUCAGAACAAAGAUUGUCGCGAUGGAAGCGAUGAGGCGCAGUGCAAUAGGACAUGUCGCUCCGACGAGUUCACCUGCGGCAAUGGACGUUGCAUUCAGAAUCGCUUCAAGUGCGACGAUGACGACGAUUGUGGUGACGGAUCGGAUGAGAAGAACUGCGGGGAAAAGGCGAAAUGCGGAUCCAAUUUCUUCGCUUGCAAAAGUGGACCGUGCAUUCCCAAUCAAUGGGUUUGCGAUGGAGAUUCAGACUGCAGAAAUGGCGAAGAUGAAAUGCAAAACUGCACCGUCAGUCUAUUGAACUUCUGCCAAGCGGGUGAGUUCCAGUGCUCGGAUAGAAUCACCUGCCUGCACAAAUCGUGGGUUUGCGAUGGCGAGGCCGAUUGUCCCGAUGGCGAGGACGAAUCGCAGUCCAACUGCCUAAAAGUGUCCUGUCGUCCGGAUCAGUUCCAAUGCAACGAUCAAAGCUGCAUCGCUGGCCAUCUGACCUGCAACGGGAAGAGGGACUGUGCGGAUGGCAGUGAUGAAAUUAUGUGCGACAUUAGUGCGACGCCAAGGACUUGCAAUGCAACCACUGAAUUCGAUUGCGGCGGUGGUCUGUGCAUCCCGAAUGCCAAGGUCUGCAACCGCAGGAAGGAUUGCCCGAAUGGCGAGGAUGAGCCGGCCGGAAAGUGUGGCAUCAACGAGUGCUCCUCGAAGAAUGGCGGCUGUAUGCACCAGUGUGUGAAUCUGGAGGUGGGUUACCGCUGCGAGUGCCACGAUGGCUAUAAACUGGGCGCCGAUCAACACACAUGUGUGGACAUCGAUGAAUGUGAGACUCCUGGCAUUUGCUCCCAGGUGUGCGUCAACGAGAUCGGAGCCUUUAAGUGCGAGUGCGAGGCGGGCUACAUGAGACUCCUGAAGAAUCACACCAGGUGUAAGGCCAGCGAAGGACAUGCCUCGCUACUUCUGGCCAGGCGCCAUGACAUCCGGAAGAUAGCACUGGAUCGACCGGAAAUGACGUCAAUAGUGAAUAGUACAAAGGCAGCCACGGCUCUGGACUUCGUGUUCCGCACGGGAAUGAUCUUCUGGAGCGAUGUUGCAACCCAGAGUAUUUACAAAGCGCCCAUUGAUGAGGGUAACGAUAGAACGGUGGUGCUGACAAAGUCCUCGGUGACCUCGGAUGGCCUGGCUGUCGAUUGGAUCUAUAACCAUGUCUACUUUACGGACACCCACAAGUGCACCAUCGAACUGACCAACUUCGAGGGCAGCAUGGGCAAGGUCCUGGUAAAGGACUCCCUGGACAUUCCUCGUUCCAUUGCUUUGGAUCCCAUCGAGGGCUGGAUGUACUGGUCCGACUGGGGCGCCUCUCCGCGCAUCGAAAGGGCGGGUAUGGAUGGCACCCACCGCACUGCCAUCAUCACCUACGAUGUUAAGUGGCCAAAUGGCAUCACAUUGGACCUGGUUCAAAAACGCCUUUACUGGGUGGAUGGCAAGUUGAACACCAUCUCGUCGUCAAACUACGAUGGCUCGCAAAGACAUCAGGUGCUCUACUCCGGCGAAUACCUGCGACAUCCCUUCUCGAUCACCACCUUCGAGGACUACGUCUACUGGACCGACUGGGAUAAGCAAGCCGUCUUCAAGGCCAACAAGUUCAAUGGAAUGGAUGUGGAGCCUGUUACGGCGACGCAUAUGUUGGAACAUCCCAUGGUGGUGCACGUGUACCAUCCUUAUCGCCAGCCAGAUGGCGUGAAUCACUGCCAGUCGGUGAAUGGCCACUGUUCUCAUCUUUGCCUGCCAGCUCCCAGGAUUAACGAGCGGAGUCCUCGCAUAUCCUGCGCCUGUCCGACAGGCCUGAAAUUAAUGCCCGACGGGCUAAUGUGCGUCGAAGAUCUUGAAACAAAAACUGGAAACAACCGCACAGACACAUCUAACCAGGUCCACAAAUCUGAUGCCGAAUCAGAAAAUGAUUACGUCGAAAUAGCCUUGCAUGUGAUUGCCAGUUUAGCGGGCACAGCUUUAGUAGCAAGCGUCAUCUAUGUCGUAUACCGACGCUGCACGCGCGCCGUGAACUCGAUGAACUUCGAGAAUCCCGUCUACCACAAGACCACAGAGGACCACUUCAGUCUGGAGAAGAAUGGGACGCCACACAUUUACGCCGCAGCCAAUGACGAGGAGGCCGUCAACCCCCUCUUCAAAUCUGGCACCGAAUGUGUUUAGGCCAAAGACAAUGUUAGCUGCAUAUCCUGCUAAUUCUGGCCGGCUGACCGCGAGCAUCUAAAACUAAAAGCAUCUCCUAAUAGUAAUUCCUUGUUGGACCAAGGCCCAAAAACUGAACUAUUGAGUGCAAGUUUUAUGUGAGAAAUGCGAAGAAUAUGAAACUUAUGUGUAGCAGUAAGAAUAGAAGAAUGCCAAAAAGAAAAUAGAAAAGACAAGAACGACAUCAGCAUGGGGAAAUUGAAAAUACUCAACAAAUUCAAUUUGUUGCCUAGUUUAAAAUUUAAUUUAAAUGUAACAACACUAAACACACGCACACAUAUACAUAUACAUAUACACACUCACACCCAUAAACUAAUAACAACGUAAAACUUUUCUAGGCGCAACGUUUUGACAUCAACUAACGUCGCACCCACCCACACAGACAUCAACGCAUAUCCUUCCACCCACACGUACACCCUCACAAACACACACACACGCAACACACGAACACACACAUACACACAGAAGCCCAGAAGAACUCAAAGAAGGAACGAGCCAGGAUUCAGAGCCAGAAGUCCAACUUUCCUUUCACGUCCAUGAAAUCAAUUGUAAAAAGUUAAGACAUUUCGUUGAAGUUUUGGUACCAAAAGAAACAUUUUGUGAAAUCGAAAAAAAUAGGGAUAAUAGCUAAACUAAAACUGUUUAUAGACCUAACAAUUAUUGUGAUUAGGCAUAGAAUAUUUUUUGUUAUCAAGGAAUUAAUAAAAACAGUUAUUAUCUUGAAACUAAAGUUUUUAGCACCAAGUUGGAUUACUUUUUAGCAAAAUAUUUGAACAAAAUACCCCACUGUAAAUAUAUAAAAUGAGAUGAACUAAAAUAUUUAGACAAAAUUUAUAACGAAAAAAGAUAAAAGAUUUUUAGAGUACUUGAAAUUUUAUUACCUAAAUAUGUUGCUCCGUUUUUCUUUCUUGGGUAUUCAAAACAAUUUGCUGUGAUCAGUUUAAAAGCAUUAGACCUGCAUUAAAUCAUCUUAUUCGUAGUGAUUUUACUAUUCUUCAUUUAUUUAGUGUAUAAACAAGCUUUCAAUCAUUUUAACUUAUUUACGAGUUUUACACAACAUGAAACAAUUUUAAUGUGUAUUGGCAAUUUUUGGUUCCUGUAAAAUGUAUUUUAAUUUAAGCAUGAAAAGUAUUUGCUUUAAUGCUUUUUUGAAACAAAAUAUUAGCUAACUAUAAAUGGUAUGUGUGAAAAUUUGAAUAAAGCAGUUUACGCUAGUAAC
Molecule: messenger RNA, 4581 nt
Organism: Drosophila melanogaster (fruit fly)
Lineage: Eukaryota; Metazoa; Arthropoda; Insecta; Diptera; Drosophilidae
Gene: LpR2
Product: lipophorin receptor 2
Exons: 11
Coding region: 234-3323 (1029 amino acids)
Biological process (GO): nervous system development; signal transduction
Cellular component (GO): membrane; plasma membrane; extracellular region
Molecular function (GO): apolipoprotein binding; transmembrane signaling receptor activity; calcium ion binding
Source: RefSeq, marked reviewed